Bombus pyrosoma is the source of this 2332-nucleotide messenger RNA. RefSeq names its product atypical kinase COQ8B, mitochondrial (gene Coq8). Bases 190 to 2259 code for a protein of 689 amino acids. The record is from RefSeq and is a predicted model, not a curated record. The transcript is spliced from 11 exons. Gene Ontology annotation, cellular component: extrinsic component of mitochondrial inner membrane. Gene Ontology annotation, biological process: ubiquinone biosynthetic process. Gene Ontology annotation, molecular function: kinase activity. NCBI's taxonomy places the organism in Eukaryota, Metazoa, Arthropoda, Insecta, Hymenoptera, Apidae.
UUAUUUAAAAAUUAUAUCUAAUUGAUAUAAAAAAAGUGUCUAUAGUAAUAAAAGUCCCGGCACAUUGUACAAUAACCCUAUUCAUACGUUUCAAGGUCUGCAUAUAUUUUAAACACAUGUACUACAGGCGGUAUAUUAAUAUUCAAGCAGUAUUUAACAAUCAAUUCCUACAUCAAUCACAUUAAAAAAAUGUCUCAACAUCGGAUGUCUGAUGUCAUUGGUAUACUUAGAGGAGCUAAGGUAGUAGCCGAAGCUGUGAUUAAGCAUCAAGAAGAGACAAUUAAACACAUAGUAAAGACUUCAAGUUUGAAGACUACUGCAGAAAAAUGCCUAACAGAUAAUUUAAAAACAUUGAAUAAUAUAAAACUAAGUAAGGUUCCUGUUCAAAUAACGAAAGAAUUUAAAGAAGUGACAGAACGAAUAAAUGUUGUUGAGAAGGGUAUAAUAGAAUUUUUGAAAUUAAAAACUAAAGAAGUGGCAGGAAUGUCAGUUGAUCCAGAUAAACUUAGAAAAUCUACCAGAACUAAAUUACAUGUUUAUAAUCCUGCUAAAGAUCCAAAAGAGAUAAUAAUAGAGAUGGAUAUUCCAAACGUAAAACCUGAUAACGAAAAUGAUAUACGAAGUAAACAGGAUAAACCAUUAAAGAAGUACUCAACUGUGAAAGAAAAAAUUGAAACAAUUUCCAAACUAGAACAUGAAAUACCUAAGAUUGAACUUUCUGAAAAAGAUAAAGCAAUUUUGAAGAAAUUGGAAUUAGAGCAUGAAAAAAACAUAAAGAGUCAGAACAUGAAACAAGAUGUAUCAAAUAUACUAAAAACUGAUUUUGAGAUAUUAGAAAACAAGGCUACAGAAAAUAUGAAAGUAACUUUAGAAAGCUCUCAAGUUAAACCAAAACCAUCUGUUAGACCAAAGCAAACUCUUUCACCUAGUGCAAAAGCACAAAAAGUUCCAUCUACCAGAUUACAAAGAAUGAUAAGCUUUGGAACAUUAGGAGUUGGUCUUGGUGUUGGUACAGUUGCAGAAUACACACGCAGAACACUUGGACUAAAAAAACAAAGUCUUGGAGACACAUUUGAUAGCCUGUUUCUUACUAAAGCAAAUGCAGAAAGAAUAGUUUCUACAUUAUGUAAAGUGAGAGGUGCAGCUUUAAAAAUUGGACAAAUUUUAAGUAUACAAGAUGAAACCAUUAUAAAUCCUGAACUACAAAAAGUAUUUGAACGAGUUAGACAAAGUGCUGACUUUAUGCCAAAGUGGCAAGUUGAGAAGGUAUUAGCCACUGAACUUGGACAUGACUGGAAAAAUAAAUUAGCAACCUUUGAAGACAGACCAUUUGCUGCAGCUUCCAUUGGCCAGGUACAUCAUGGUACCUUGUUAAAUGGACAAGAUGUUGCAAUUAAAAUUCAAUAUCCUGGUGUAGCUAUGGGUAUUCAAAGUGAUGUUGAGAAUUUAGUAGGCAUAAUGAAGGUUUGGAAUAUUUUCCCAAAAGGCAUGUUUAUAGAUAAUUUAGUGGAAGUUGCAAAACGUGAACUUGCAUGGGAAGUGGAUUAUGUAAGAGAAGCAGAAUGUACAAGAAAAUAUAAACAACUUAUGGAACCUUAUUUAGAUUAUUAUGUUCCAGCUGUAGUAGAUGAACUAUCAACGAGUCAAAUUUUUACAACUGAAAUGGUAGAAGGAAUUCCAGUAGAUAAAUGUACAAGUAUGGAUAUGGAAACAAGAGAACAUAUUUGUAAAUUAAUAAUGAGUUUAUGUCUUAAAGAAUUGUUUGUUUUUCGAUACAUGCAAACUGAUCCAAAUUGGUCCAAUUUCUUUUAUAACACCAAUACAAGACAAUUAAUAUUGUUAGAUUUUGGUGCAUGUCGAGGAUAUGAGAAAUCAUUUAUGGAUAAAUACAUUGAAAUAAUUUAUGCUGCAAGUGAAGGCGAUCGUAAUAAAAUUUUAAAUUUAUCUAGAGAAAUGGGAUUCCUUACAGGAUACGAGUCUAAACUUAUGGAAGAAGCUCACGUAGAUGCAGUAAUGGUCUUGGGUCAAGUAUUUGAUAAAAAUUCUAAAUAUUAUGACUUUGGUGGGCAAGAUGUAACUAAACGGAUUCAAUCAUUAGUCCCAACAAUAUUGGAUCACAGGCUUUGUCCUCCACCUGAAGAAAUAUAUAGUCUACAUAGAAAAUUAUCAGGAGUUUUCUUAUUGUGUGCCAAGCUUCAAGUUAAAAUAAAUUGUCGCGAUAUGUUUCGCGAGGUUUAUGCAAAUUAUGAAUUUGAAUAAUAAUGCUAUAUAAAUUAAUGCUUUAUACCUUAAAAAUGUAUAGUUAAAUGAAUAUAAACAUUUUUACAAUCAA